CUCGGUCUCCAGCCGCCUACCAAGACACAAGCGCCGUCUUUAGUUGCUUCUUUGUUAAGGGCACCCCCGACCUGUUACACCUCUGUAUCUUCGACAUCGUUCCUACUGCCACAACUCCGUCUGCUUCUACAGAACAUUCCAAUCAUAAAUCGUGUUGAAAGCCCAGCAUGGCUAUAACCCCGGCCAGUUCCCCGACGCGUCCUCGUUGAUCCCAUAACCCACCUACCCAUAUCUACGUCGAAAUGUCCACAUCCGUCAUGUCCAACCAAAUGGACAAAACACCCACUUCUGCUCGAUCGAUUCUCGCCCAACAACUCGAGCAAGAAUUCCAAGAAGGUGAACGAACUCCUCGAUCCUUUAGAACCUCGGAACGGUCAUCUCCCAAACCUCGAUCCCUCUCAGAUGCACCAAAGCCUGCCCUCUCACCCUCACCUGCCUUUCGAGAACCUCAGCGACGAGUGUCCAAAGAUGACACGGCAAUUGCCGAACCCGUCACCCCCUUGCGAGCGUCCUUCCAUGCUCGAGGCCUCUCCCUCCACAUGCCAUCGAAAGACACACUUGAAGAUACCACCAGUCCUGUUUCCCGCAUACCCUUAUCUCCAAAGCUGGAUUCUUCCCAUAUCUAUGGUUCACCUGCAUCUAUGCUCCCCAGGAGAUCACGGGGUCUAGACUACACUCGAGCAUGUACCAAUUUACACCAUUCCACCCUGGCUGAGGCCUCCCCUGACGCUUCUCCCAUUACUGGCCGAGGAAUCACAAUCCCAGGACGGAGGAGUUUUGCCAACAAUGUUCUAGACUCACCCAGCAACCCCUCCAACGGGUUAUGGGGCUUGUCCAACGACCGAACCACACUUUCGAGCUCAGUCAGUAGUGUCAACAUGCUCGGAUCGGAUUCGGACUCUGACUCGGAUUCUUCGUCUGAUGGAAUGGCCAUAGAUCGAGAAAUGGAUGAUCCCGUUCUCAAUACUCCUGCAGUGUCCCGGUUGAGUGGUGGAUUGGUGCCAGCCUUAGCCAAUAGUCCUGGCAUGGAAUGGCUCAACAAUCAACCUUCACCAGCUCAAGCAAGUCUGAUGAGUUUUCAACCUCAUCUCAUGAGCUUUAGGCGAGCUCGGACACGCAAAGGCAAAAGCCAACACAGUUCGAGCAGCGUAAGUAUGAAUAGCUCCAAGCCGUCCCCUGGACCUCUAUCUCCUGGUAUUCUAAAGAGUGUCGAAAACGGGGGAAAUGGCUACUUUGGCUCAGGACUCACAAGGCAACAAGUCCAGUCACGGCGAGAAAGUCUGAGUCUAGGGACAAACGACUUGAAUUUGUCCGACAGCGAAGACAAUGCACCCCACAAAUCCAACGCUGGCCAAUCAUUAUCAGACAUGGACGCUGAAGGACCCAGAGGGGUGAUCCGACGAGCAGUUACCAGACGAGGCAAUCUCUUACCAAAAACCAAAGGAUUUGCUCGAAUUCGUGCAGCAUUGUUGGAAGAAUCAGCUCCGAUUGAAAGUGAAGCCCGUCGAGAAGCAGAGAUUGUUCGUCAAGUCCAUGAGAAUGAUCCCACCUCCUCCCAAGUCACCUCACCAGUGCUACAGUCCAGUGGAGGGGGGACAUUGGACCCAGUCGAGGAUUCCAUUGAAGACAUCAGUAUGAGCUUGAAGACCUCGCUGCCGCCUGAUAGCUUCAGCCGACAAGCUGAGAAGAAUGGAGCGGGACUAGGAUUUUGGGAUGCAUUUGAUGACCGAUAUCGAACACCUCCGCCGACAUUGGUCCCUAGGGAGAGCUCGUCGGCGAUCAGUGAUGAAGCGAUGGACACUCCUGGAUCUUCAUUGGACAACCCUGCGCUCCGACAUUUCAACCGAUCCCGGUCCAGAUCAACAACACCACUCGCGGCUUACCCUCCCACGGCAGGCGACAUUGCGAGACGAGUUAACAACAAACGGCGGCGAGACGAUGAGUUUGAUCCUUACUUUGUCAAAAGAAGAGCAGUUUCACCUGGGCUGAGUGUGCAGAGCAGUCCUGUUUUGCCACAGAGUCCAGUGUUGACCAACGACAAAUCAUGGUCUAAGCUGCCCAACAAGGCCAAUGGCCACGGGCAUGGACACGGGGACCGAAGUAACAGCGGAAGCAGCAUUGCAGGCAGUAAAAAGGUUGGGCUACAAGGCAUGAACGAAACCAACGAUGGGAUCAUGAGCAUGAGCAUUGAUUGAACGAUUCGAAAGCGAGGCGCUCUGGUAUAGAAUUUGAGGUUUGGUCGCCUUGACCAGUUUGGAAUUAUACUUAUUUUUGCUCUGGUGGUCCUUGGAAUGACCUUUUAUGAUGAAAGAAUGACCAUUCUGAUUUUGAAGUCCU
This is a messenger RNA of Exophiala mesophila, 2337 nucleotides long. RefSeq lists its product as uncharacterized. NCBI's taxonomy places the organism in Eukaryota, Fungi, Ascomycota, Eurotiomycetes, Chaetothyriales, Herpotrichiellaceae. The coding region runs from base 243 to 2195 and encodes 650 amino acids. Gene Ontology annotation, cellular component: site of double-strand break. The record is from RefSeq and is a predicted model, not a curated record. The transcript has a single exon.